Messenger RNA from Trichoderma harzianum CBS 226.95, 2193 nucleotides. RefSeq lists its product as hypothetical. The transcript is spliced from 4 exons. Lineage: Eukaryota; Fungi; Ascomycota; Sordariomycetes; Hypocreales; Hypocreaceae. Gene Ontology annotation, biological process: proteolysis. The record is from RefSeq and is a predicted model, not a curated record. Bases 1 to 2193 code for a protein of 730 amino acids. Gene Ontology annotation, molecular function: metalloendopeptidase activity.
AUGUCCUAUCGCUGCUACAUCGUCCCUCCUCACCUCCUCAAGGCCAUUGGUGAAUCCUCUCACAAUCCCGACACCAUCCGUGAAGCUGCUCGAGCUGCCCUUCAGUCUCAUCACGCCUUUACUGCCAAACGCAAGAGCCACAUCGAGGCAGUGAUACAGAGCCGACGCAGCAGCCGCGCUCCACCUCCCACUCGUCCCUUUGUUCCCGCCCAUGUCCUUCGCCAUAUAUCAGAAUCGGAGCACGUGGACGAGGAAGCUCGAGCACGCGCUGCGAGAGACCUAGAACAUACCCUUCACCUUGAGUCACGAGCAAAGCAUCGUGAAGAAGGGGCUCAGAUCGCGGCAGAAGUAGCAAAACUCGGCAAAGAUGCGCCACAGCGAUCAAUCUACGAUGCAGAGCAUACCUCAAGCGAGAGACAAUUGCCUGGUAAGCUCGUUCGGGCUGAGGGCGACAAGGCGGCCAAAGACAAGACUGUCAAUCAGGCAUAUGACAAUGUCGGAACAGUUUUGGAAUUUUACAAAGACAAGUUUAAGUGGAACUCCAUUGACAACAAAAACAUGGAUGUUAUCAGCUCUGUCCAUUUUGGUCAACAGUAUGAGAAUGCUUUUUGGGACUCGGAAGAACGCCAAAUGGUGUUUGGAGACGGCGGCGAGUUCCUCAGCAACUUUACUGGCUGCAUCGACGUUAUUGGGCACGAGUUGACGCACGCAGUUACUGAACACACAAGCGCCCUCGACUACCAGGGACAACCAGGUGCCUUGAAUGAGCAUAUUUCCGACGUGUUUGGCAUCAUGAUAAAGCAAAAGGUACAGGAUGAAACAUCGCAAAAUGCCGACUGGCUCAUCGGCGAAGACUGCAUUCUUCCCGGUGUCAAAGGCGUUGCUCUUCGAAGCAUGAAAGCCCCUGGAACAGCAUACGAUGACCCUCGAUUUGGCAAAGAUCCCCAAGUCGACAACAUGAAAGACUAUGUCACAAUGUAUGAGGACAAUGGCGGUGUACACAUCUACUCUGGCAUUCCCAACAAGGCCUUUUACCUGGUCGCCAAGGCAUUCGGCGGCUACUCUUGGGAGAAGGCCGGCCAGAUUUGGUGGAAGACGAUGCGGAGCGGCAAGGUGCCUGAGAGUUCCACGUUUCUCCAAUUCGCUGAUGCUACCGUCGAUGUUGCCAAGAAGGAGUUUGGCGAGGAUGUGGCCAAGACGGUUCGGAAGGCUUGGGAUGAUGUUGGCAUCAGACUUCGCUACCAGCUCUCACUGCCCACGCUUAGAUCGCUUUCUGCAAUUGACAAAGCGCCCAACCGACGAAAGGUGCUGCAGACCGCGUGCGGCGCAACAGAGUUUCGAUCUUUCCCAAUAAGACAAGCGGAAAAGAAUCUGUUUCGAGAAAUCAACGAUCAUACAGGAAUCCCUUAUCCAGUCAACGGGCCUGUCACUGAACCUUGGCAGAAGGUAUUUUUGCUCAUUCAGAUUGAUCUGUCGCGAGGAGGAUGGCCGAACAAAAUAUCUGCCAAUGGUCGCAAAGAGCUUAUGCGAGACAGCGGCCGAAUUUACAUCGUGAUGGAUCGUGUAUUGAGAUGCAUUGCCGACAUCCUUGGAGAGAGGGAAGACGGCAGGGGAGUCACUGUUACCUUGGAUGUUCUCAGGAGCGUUCAUGCAAAAGUAUGGGAAGGCUCCGAAAUGGAAUUGCUACAGGUCGAAGGAAUUGGCGCGGCAAAAAUGAAGCGCCUUACUGAUGCAAGCAUCAAGACCAUCAAGCAACUUGCCGGAUUGGAGUUUUAUCACAUUGAACGGUUGCUUAGCAGAAACCCACCCUUUGGGCAUCAAAUGUUAAAUCAGCUAUCAGGAUUCCCGCUGCUACACCUGCAGGUUUCUGUGAUAUCCAGUUAUACUCCUGCCCAGGAUGAUAAGGAAGACGCUAGCAUGCCAGGACCCUGUCAAUCUUGGGUGACCAGAAUCGUACUGGGGUACAGCAAUGACAUUAUACCGACCUGGUGUAAAAAAAAUCCGUGGGCAACUUUGGUGAUAGAAGGAGAUGAUGGUCGUCUCCUGUGGUUCUGGAGGGGAAGCGUGAAAAGGAUGGAGGGCACCAAGAUCAUGUUUGUCCGUCUGGAUGCCAAGAAGGGAGAGAGCGUCAAGGCUACGUUUGCUUGUGAAGGCAUUGUAGGGACUCUUGUACGAUUUACACUGACCAUCUAA